Rotaria sp. Silwood1 is the source of this 603-nucleotide messenger RNA. The record is from the annotation of a GenBank genome assembly. NCBI's taxonomy places the organism in Eukaryota, Metazoa, Rotifera, Eurotatoria, Philodinida, Philodinidae.
AUGGGAGUUGUCGUUUCAAGUAAAAUUAGACAAAUAUGUUCACCUUAUGAUGAACCAUCAGCUCGAAUAAUAAUUGUUGGUCUUGAUUCAGCUGGUAAAACAACAUUAGUACAAAGAUUUAAAAAUUUAGUUGAUUUACAAUUGGAUAUACAUGCAUCUUUUAUUGAAUCUAUUACAACGGAACCAACAUUUGUUUAUCAAGUUGAAAAUAUUUAUCCACGUCUUUCACCAAUAUCAUUUAAUAUAUGGGAUUUAGGUGGACAAGAAAAAACAAGAGAAUUAUGGAAAUUUUAUCUAACUGAUAUUCAGGGUGUAGUGUUUGUUAUUGAUUGUCAUGAUGCCCAACGAAUAAAAGUUGCAAAAAAAGAACUAUUAAAUCUAUCGAAGAAAUUAGGUCGAUCAUCGAUUAUUCCAAUAGUUAUUGCUGCUAAUAAACAAGAUCUACCAUAUUCAUUAAGAAAAGAAGAACUUAUUGAAGCAUUAUCAUUACCAAAAAUACAAUCUAAUGAAUGGAAAGUAUUUGAAAUGAGUGCUCAUACUGGAGGUGGUGUAAUGGAAAUGUUUUCUUAUCUAUCUCAAUUUAUUCAUACACAUCAUCAAUAA